AAGACCUGUGAAUAUUUUUGAAUUUCCCAUCAAAUCCUUUUCUUCAUCUCUCUCACUCAUAUUGUCGCUUUCGCUCUCAUAGUCAUAUUAGGCUUCAGUUUCUGGAAACAAAAGAUUCUUUAGUCUUCUUUCAAAAACUUUGAUAACUCACUCAGGUGAAAGUUCCCGGCUUAAAUUUUUGUUGCUAUAAAAUCGACGGAGAAGAUUUCAAUUUUCAUUGGCGUUUUUGGGGAUUUUGAUUGAAAUGUGUCUGAAAACUUGAGAGAGGAGGAAGAAGUCGAAAGAGUGAUUCUUUUUGUUCUUUGUCUUUGAGAGGACGAAGAAUAACAAAUAAAAUGUCGGGUCUAAAGAUUUCGGAUCCGAGCGAAUUGCAUCUGAUGAAGAAGGAGCUUACUCAAAUCAGGAAAGUUGCCAAGGGUUUACCCGAUCCCGGAACCACUUCCUCCUGGAAAUCUCCUCUUCCUUCCUCUAGAUCCGUCCCUGAGCCGCCGCUGGAGAGCAGUAACCUCGGGAUUCUCUGUAACAAUCAGUUGGAUUUUCCGAGUAGUCGAGGUGUUGGGAACGGGAAAGACAAGGAGAAGGAGAAGAAGGUGUUUUUGUACAAUUGGAAGGCUCACAAGACUUCAAGCGAGAAGAGUGGCUUUUCUAAAAACAGUGAAGGUGAAGAUGCAGCUUCGUGGAUCCAACGUCGUAGUCUCAACGAUGAUGAUGAUGAUGAUGUGAGUGAUGCGAGGAACGUUGGUGAUUCGUAUCUUGGGAAAACUAAAUCUGCUUCCAUGGGUUUCGGAUGCAGAGACGCGAAUCUUUUGUCACCUGGUUUUGCAAAAAUUAGAAAGAAGAAGAGUUAUCAUCAUCAACCUAAAGAAGCUAUUCUCGGAAGUAGAAGAAGCUCUGCGAAAUCUAGGGAACUUCAAAGUCGUCAACUUCACGCUGCGUCAGGUUUAAGUGUUGUGAGAGAUGCAUCUGUUGAGUUAUCUGAUGAAACAGAGGAUUUUAGCAAUUCGGAGAAUCCUCGGAAGGUCACUAAAGUAUCAUCUCCUUUGCUUUUGAAGCUUAAGUACAAGAACUGGUCACACUCUUCUUCUAAGUUCUUGAGAGCUACUAGUAAGAGAGAAGAUUCUUCUCAUACUUGUAACAGUACACCUGCAUUGUCGACUAGCUCAUACAACAACAUGUAUGCUGUUCGUAAUCCUAGUACAGUUGGAUCUUGGGAGGACGGUGAUGAUGAUGAUGAUGAUGACUUGGAUGAUGAUAACUUGGAUUUUACAGGGAGACAAGGUUGUGGGAUUCCUUUUUAUUGGACCAAGCGGAAUCUAAAACAUAGAGGUGGGUGUAGGAGUUGUUGCUCGCCUUCGUUUUCGGAUACACUUAGAAAGACUGGUACUAGUAUGUUAUGCGGGAGUCAGUCAGUGUAUCGUAGACAUAGACAUUCUUCUGGGAGGUAUGAUAAACAGAAACUUGCUUUAAGAAGUGCAAAGGGUGUUUUGCCUUUGCUCAAAUAUGGUGGUAAUAGUAGAGGAGGGUCAUCUAUUGGAUUUGGGUAUAGUGAUGAUGAUCUUUCAACUGAUUUCCGAGAGCUUGAUUUAGAGGCUCAAAGUAGAUUAGAUGGGAGGAGAUGGUCUACUAGUUGUAGGAGUCAGGAUGAAGGAGGAGAGGAAGAAGAAGGAAGUACAUCGGGAAGUAUCCAGAGCUUGAGCCAUAAGUACAAGCCUAUGUUCUUUGAUGAGUUGAUUGGACAAGGUUUAGUUGUUCAAUCUCUAAUGAACGCAGUGAAAAAGGGUAGGAUUGCUCAUGUUUAUCUUUUCCAAGGUCCUAGAGGAACUGGGAAGACAUCUACUGCGAGAAUCCUUUCGGCUGCCCUGAACUGUGAUCUGGCUACUCAAUACAUGAAACCUUGUGGGUAUUGCAAAGAGUGCAGUGAUUACAUGCUGGAGAAAAGUAGGGAUCUAUUGGAACUUGACGCUGGUAAGAAGAAUGGAGCUAAGAAAGUUAGUUAUCUUUUGAAAAAACUGCUGACAUUAGCUCCACAGAGUUCCCCAAGAUUCAAGGUUUUUGUGAUAGAUGAGUGUCAUUUAUUACCAUCUAAGACGUGGCUGUCUUUGCUCAAAUUUCUUGAGAACCCUCUGCAGAAAGUUGUCUUCAUAUGUAUAACGACCGACCUUGACAACGUUCCCCGGACCAUUCAGUCAAGGUGCCAGAGUUACCUCUUCAACAAAGUCAGAGAUGGUGACAUUGUUGUGAGACUAAGGAAGAUUGCUUCAGAUGAAAAUCUAGAUGUGGAGUCUCAGGCGUUGGACCUGAUUGCUUUGAAUGCUGAUGGCUCGCUUCGAGAUGCUGAAACUAUGUUGGAUCAGUUGAGCUUGAUGGGAAAACGAAUCACAGUCGAUGUUGUAAAUGAGCUUGUGGGUGUUGUUUCAGAUGACAAUUUACUGGAACUUUUGGAGUUAGCAUUGUCAUCUGACACGGCAGAGACAGUUAAGAAAGCUAGAGAAUUACUGGACGUAGGAGCUGACCCAAUACUCAUGAUGUCUCAACUAGCCAGUCUUAUCAUGGAUAUCAUAGCUGGAGCAUACAAGGCCCUGGACGAAAAAUACAGUGAAGCCUUCCUUGAUGGACGGAACUUGACUGAAGCUGAUAUGGAGAGACUAAAGCAUGCUUUGAAACUUCUUUCUGAGGCCGAGAAGCAGCUAAGAGUUUCUACUGAUCGUUCAACAUGGUUCAUAGCUACCUUGCUACAGCUUGGUUCGAUGCCUUCUCCUGGAACCACACAUACCGGUAGCAGUAGAAGGCAAAGCUCUAGGGCAAGUGAAAAUCCCCCGUCAAGCAUUUCAAGAGAAGUUACUGCUUACAAACAGAGAUCAGGCCUUCAGUGUAGUAGUAAUUCAGCAUCCCCAACUUCCAUGAGAAAAAGCGGAAAACUUGUUCAUGAAGUGAAAUUGUCUUCCUCCUCAAGCGAAGUUCUAGAGAGUGACACUGCCUCUCAUGACGAUACAACCGCAAGCACCAUGACACUUACUUGCAGAAAUUCAGAGAAACUAAAUGAUAUCUGGAUAAAAUGUGUAGACAGAUGUCAUUCGAAGACAUUGAAGCAGCUUCUAUAUGCUCAUGGGAAGCUUUUAUCUAUCAGUGAAGUCGAAGGUAUUCUAGUUGCUUAUAUUGCAUUUGGAGAAAGAGAGAUCAAAGCGAGAGCUGAGAGGUUCUUAAGUAGUGUCACAAACUCGAUUGAAAUGGUACUACGGCGAAACGUAGAGGUCAGGAUAAUUCUCUUGUCUGAAACUGAGUUACUCAACUCCAAGCNAAAAACUGCGACAUUAGCUCCACAGAGUUCCCCAAGAUUCAAGGUUUUUGUGAUAGAUGAGUGUCAUUUAUUACCAUCUAAGACGUGGCUGUCUUUGCUCAAAUUUCUUGAGAACCCUCUGCAGAAAGUUGUCUUCAUAUGUAUAACGACCGACCUUGACAACGUUCCCCGGACCAUUCAGUCAAGGUGCCAGAGUUACCUCUUCAACAAAGUCAGAGAUGGUGACAUUGUUGUGAGACUAAGGAAGAUUGCUUCAGAUGAAAAUCUAGAUGUGGAGUCUCAGGCGUUGGACCUGAUUGCUUUGAAUGCUGAUGGCUCGCUUCGAGAUGCUGAAACUAUGUUGGAUCAGUUGAGCUUGAUGGGAAAACGAAUCACAGUCGAUGUUGUAAAUGAGCUUGUGGGUGUUGUUUCAGAUGACAAUUUACUGGAACUUUUGGAGUUAGCAUUGUCAUCUGACACGGCAGAGACAGUUAAGAAAGCUAGAGAAUUACUGGACGUAGGAGCUGACCCAAUACUCAUGAUGUCUCAACUAGCCAGUCUUAUCAUGGAUAUCAUAGCUGGAGCAUACAAGGCCCUGGACGAAAAAUACAGUGAAGCCUUCCUUGAUGGACGGAACUUGACUGAAGCUGAUAUGGAGAGACUAAAGCAUGCUUUGAAACUUCUUUCUGAGGCCGAGAAGCAGCUAAGAGUUUCUACUGAUCGUUCAACAUGGUUCAUAGCUACCUUGCUACAGCUUGGUUCGAUGCCUUCUCCUGGAACCACACAUACCGGUAGCAGUAGAAGGCAAAGCUCUAGGGCAAGUGAAAAUCCCCCGUCAAGCAUUUCAAGAGAAGUUACUGCUUACAAACAGAGAUCAGGCCUUCAGUGUAGUAGUAAUUCAGCAUCCCCAACUUCCAUGAGAAAAAGCGGAAAACUUGUUCAUGAAGUGAAAUUGUCUUCCUCCUCAAGCGAAGUUCUAGAGAGUGACACUGCCUCUCAUGACGAUACAACCGCAAGCACCAUGACACUUACUUGCAGAAAUUCAGAGAAACUAAAUGAUAUCUGGAUAAAAUGUGUAGACAGAUGUCAUUCGAAGACAUUGAAGCAGCUUCUAUAUGCUCAUGGGAAGCUUUUAUCUAUCAGUGAAGUCGAAGGUAUUCUAGUUGCUUAUAUUGCAUUUGGAGAAAGAGAGAUCAAAGCGAGAGCUGAGAGGUUCUUAAGUAGUGUCACAAACUCGAUUGAAAUGGUACUACGGCGAAACGUAGAGGUCAGGAUAAUCCUCUUGUCUGAAACUGAGUUACUCAACUCCAAGCAGACGAGACAAAUAGCAGUUACAACAAGUUCAGAUACUGAAAGUGGAAAUGAGAUUCCAAUGAAAAGGAUUGAAGCAAUCAUCCAAGAACAGAGAUUAGAAACUGAGUGGUUACAAAAGACUCCUGCUUCACAAGGCCGGUUAAAACCCGAAAGGAAUCAAGUUCUACCUCAAGAAGACACGAAUGGAGUUAAAGUUUUGAAGAUCUGUGGAAUGGGUGAGUUUCAGGAGAAUCAGAUAGGCAAAAGAAUGGAGCAUUGUCCUGUUUCUCCGAGCUUACUACACAACAGCAACUUCACAAACAACAAAGACAAUCUAGGAUAUGAAUCAGAAUCAGGGAGAGGAGUUUGCAGUCUGCUUUUCUGUUGGAACACACAAAAGUCUCCAAGAAGAAACAAAAUCAAAGGGACUGCUGUGCGAUCACGAAGAAGUCGAGAGAGACGUUUCUCCUUGUUCAGUGGGUGUGCUAGACCAAGGAAGUAAAAAAUAAGGUUACUGUGUGAUAUUUACUGUUUAGUAAAGAAAAUAGGAAAGUUAAAAGUAAUUUAAAUGCUAAAAUUGAAUUUGAUAGCAAAUAAGUAAAUGAUAAGAUAUGUAUUUUUCUAGAGUACUCAAAUUUGAUAGGAAAGUUACUGUUUAUUGCC
Camelina sativa (false flax) is the source of this 5233-nucleotide messenger RNA. Its product is annotated as protein STICHEL-like 1. Gene Ontology annotation, molecular function: DNA binding; ATP binding; DNA-directed DNA polymerase activity. Gene Ontology annotation, biological process: DNA repair; DNA-templated DNA replication. Gene Ontology annotation, cellular component: DNA replication factor C complex; DNA polymerase III complex. The record is from RefSeq and is a predicted model, not a curated record. Lineage: Eukaryota; Viridiplantae; Streptophyta; Magnoliopsida; Brassicales; Brassicaceae.